AUGUUGACGGGUAUUAUUAGAAAGGGUAACCCCUUACGUUCUUUUUCAACCAGCUCAUUCCUUCAAGCAGGACACUCUAAAUGGGCCAAUAUAAGACACGAUAAAGCCAAAAAUGAUAAGCUUAGAGCCAAACAAGCAUCGAUGAUUGCUACCAGAAUCCAAUCAAGUGUCAGACAAUACGGAGUUGAGGGCAAUGCUCAAUUACAAACGUUGGUUGAUAAGGCCAAGAAGAUGAGCAUCACCAAAAAAGUUAUUGAUAAUGCCAUCAAGAGAGGCAGCGGUGAGUCCUCAGGAGACGGCUCUGUUUUAUCUCAAGUGACAUACGAAUUCAUUGGACCAGGGGGAGUUGCAUUUAUAAUUGAAGCUGAGACCGAUAAUAAGUCUAGAACCAUUGGAUUGGUCAAACAUGCGAUGACCAAAUUCAAUUCCGGUUUGAGUCCCUGCUUAUAUUUAUUUAGUCGAAAGGGUGAAGUGCUUUUUGCUCCCAAGUCGUCAACGGAAGGAGUGGACGAGCUUCUAGAUGUAGCCAUUGAAGUUGGAGCUGAAGAUGUUGAUAGAUAUAAUGAUGUUGACGAAGAGUAUCGUGGAGAAACCAUCUAUAGAAUGAUCACUGAUCCUCAAGAUUUGUUUAAAGUCUCACAAGAAUUGUCUAAGAUGGGUUACCAAUUGAAGGACUCCAAAACCUCGUUUCUAGCUGAACUGGAGAAUGAAGUUGAGUUCCCUGAAGAUCAUGAGAAGGGGUUAUCCAAAGCCAUUGCCAUGUUAGAUGAGAUACCUGAAGUAACAAACUAUUACACCAACAUAAAAGACAACGAGGAAUAA
Messenger RNA from Lizanozyma spartinae, 822 nucleotides. RefSeq lists its product as uncharacterized. NCBI's taxonomy places the organism in Eukaryota, Fungi, Ascomycota, Pichiomycetes, Serinales, Debaryomycetaceae. The record is from RefSeq and is a predicted model, not a curated record. Gene Ontology annotation, cellular component: mitochondrion. The transcript has a single exon. Bases 1 to 822 code for a protein of 273 amino acids.